Saccoglossus kowalevskii is the source of this 756-nucleotide messenger RNA. RefSeq names its product TNF receptor-associated factor 2-like. Gene Ontology annotation, cellular component: cytoplasmic side of plasma membrane; plasma membrane signaling receptor complex. Gene Ontology annotation, biological process: signal transduction; regulation of apoptotic process; regulation of canonical NF-kappaB signal transduction. NCBI's taxonomy places the organism in Eukaryota, Metazoa, Hemichordata, Enteropneusta, Harrimaniidae. The record is from RefSeq and is a predicted model, not a curated record. Gene Ontology annotation, molecular function: zinc ion binding; tumor necrosis factor receptor binding.
AUGCCGUCAGUCGUAGGUGGUUAUGAGCUUGAGUCAUUCGUGUCGGACGAUGUGAAAGACGUUUACAUAUGUCCAGUAUGCACUAACGUAUUGAAAUUAGCCGUACAGGCAAACUGCGGCCAUCGUAUGUGUGCAACGUGUUGUGAGAAUUUACUAGUCUGUCCUAUCUGUAACGAUACAGUUAUUAAUACGAUCGCUGACUAUGCGGUUCACCGCGAAAUAAACGCAAUGAAGACUUAUUGCAAUCACCGUGACGAAGGUUGUGAAUUCAUCGCUCCAUUAAAAUUAAUGGCACGACAUCUUGAAACGUGUGAAUAUGCCAAGCAUUUAAUAGCAGAUAAUUUAAACGCACGAUGUGCGGAAAAGAUGGUAUCCAGACACGACACUGGCAAUCAUUCGAUAGAAAGUCAAUUUGCCAAGUUAGAAUCCCAAAUAGAGUCACUCAGCGAUGACCUGAAAACUGCUAGAAAUGAAAACGUAAAUGCAAAAAGGAAAUUUCAGCUAACGUUAGCGACACAAAACGAUAAACUCGUAGCGCUCGAAUAUACUCUGAAGAUAUUAGAAAAAAAUAAUACAACUACCAGUGGUAAAAUCGAAAUACAAAUUGCUGAACGCGAUGUGAUUUUAAACGAAAUUCGACAUAGAAUAGAAUGCUUAGAAACGACCUCUUACGAAGGUGUUUUAUUAUGGAAAAUAUGUAAUUAUACGACUCGCAAACACGAGGCCGUUUCGAGGAAAAAUUACAGCUAUGUAUAG